Molecule: messenger RNA, 4673 nt
Organism: Stegastes partitus (bicolor damselfish)
Lineage: Eukaryota; Metazoa; Chordata; Actinopteri; Pomacentridae
Gene: abtb2b
Product: ankyrin repeat and BTB (POZ) domain containing 2b
Exons: 17
Coding region: 590-3748 (1052 amino acids)
Molecular function (GO): protein heterodimerization activity
Source: RefSeq, a predicted model, not a curated record
AAAGCCAUCCGUCUCCUGAUUGGUCCGUCAACCGCUUCCGUGUUGUCAUUCAGCAGAGGUCCCUCCUCGCGCACAUCUGUAGCUGAGUCUCUCGCGGCAGGCUGCUCAGGACGAGGCGACGUGAGAAGAGAGCGAUGAAGUGAACUCGGACUUUUCCACCGAUUUAAAAAAAAAAAAGAAACAACAACAAUUUUCCCUUCACUGAGACACAACACGGAGCUUUUUGUACGUGUGUCAGGCUGAACUCAAAGAGGUCGGAGACAUUUUCGUCGACUUUUUAAAGACUUUUGCUCGCUGGAGGGAAGUUUAAAUCCCAGUGCUGGCCGGAGGGUGAAAGGUGAGCCCGGAGCCACUUCAGCUUUCCACACUGUCCUGUUUGGUUAUUUUUAAAUUUCAUCUCGUGAGAUUUUUAUCUGCUUUGUGGUAUUUCGCCGCCGUCCUUGCACUGAGCUCCACUCGGCAGCAUGUCAGACAAGUGCGCGUAACCAGUUCAUCCAGCUCGACGGCUGCUUCACCGACUUCCAGGUAAACCGCCGACCAGGUUUACGUCUAAAGUUUCCCCGCAGCAGCAGCAGCCAGUUGGACAAUAAUGGCUGGUUUGAGCAAUGUCCACAUGAAAACCCUGGAGGACCUGACGCUGGACUCCGGCUACGGGGCGGGGGACUCCUGCAAAUCCCUCAGCCUGUCCUCCUCCAAGUCCAACUCGCAGGCCUUCAUGACGGCCCCUCACCGGGGGAACUGGUGGUACUACUCCGGCUCCAUGAACAGCAGGAACAACAGCUGGGACACCGUCAACACUGUCCUGCCCGAAGACCCGGAGGACAUCUUCUCCAAGUGCCCCCGCUUACCUGAGCUGGAAGAGUUCCCCUGGACGGAGGAGGAGGUGGCCCGGAUCCUGCGCAAAGUGGCCGAGAGUGGGAGCAUGAAAUGGGGGCCCACACCUGUGUUCUCCCCGGAGGCUGUGAGGCGGCUGUCCGCUCUCCUCCGCAGGGCUCUGAUCCGCAUCUCCAGAGAGGCUCAGCGGCUCAGUGUCAUGCACUGCCGCUGCACACGCUUCGAGGUGCAGAGCGCCAUGAGGCUGGUGCUCAGCUGGGCUCUGGCCGACUACUGCGUCUCCGCCACGGUCAAGGCUAUCUCCAUGUACAGCAUGAGCGCGGGUGAGCUGCUGAGGAAGGGCAAGUCCGCCCGCUGCGGCCUCUCCUUCUCCGUGGGGCGCUUCUUCCGCUGGAUGGUGGACACCCGCAUCUCCGUGCGCAUCCACGAGUACGCAGCAAUAUGCAUGACCGCGUGCAUGGAAGCUCUGGUGGAGGAGAUAGGAGCCCGGGUGCUGAUGGCCGAGAGGGGUCAUUCGGGGCCGGAUUCGGGGUCAGGGUGCGCCCCGGUGAGUGCAGAGGCCCUGGAGGGGGUGGUGAACAAUGACGCGGAGCUGUGGGGAGUCCUGCAGCACUAUGAGCACCUGAUCUGCGGGAAGAACGCCAAUGGUGUUCUGUCUCUCCCGGCCCAUUUCAGUCCCUACACAGAGAACCAGCAGACGUCUGUGGACAGCAGGGAGGAUGCUUAUGCCCAGCUGGAGCUGAGGACGCUGGAACAGUCCCUGCUGGCUACCUGUGUGGGCAGCAUCUCCGAACUCAGUGACUUGGUUUCCCGUGCCAUGCACCACAUGCAGCGUCUGAGUUCAGUGCGUCCAGGCUUGAGCCCUGCCCGCCAUGCCCGUCCCCAGCAGCCCGUGUCCUGGUCGCCUGAUGCCCUCCACACCCUUUACUACUUCCUGCGCUGCCCGCAAAUGGAGUCCAUGGAGAAUCCCAACUUAGAUCCCCCACGCAUGGCGCUCAGCAAAGAGAGGCCAUUUUUGCUGCUUCCACCUCUGAUGGAGUGGAUGAGAGUGGCCAUCGUCCACGCUGAGCAUCGCAAGAGUCUACUGGUGGACAGCGAUGAUGUCAGACAGACCGCCAGGCUUCUCCUCCCAGGAUUGGACUGUGAGCCAAGACAGCUGAAACCCGAGUGUUGCUUUAGCUCCUUCAAGCGUCUGGACUCCAGAGCUGCCACAGAUAAGUUCCACCUAGACUUGGGAUUUCGGAUGCUCAACUGUGGUCGCACAGAUCUCAUCGGUCAAGCCAUUGAUCUGCUGGGGCCAGACGGGGUCAACAGCAUGGACGACCAGGGUAUGACCCCUCUGAUGUACGCCUGCGCAGCUGGAGAUGAGGCUCUCGUCCAGAUGUUGAUCGACGCCGGGGCCAACCUUGACGUAGCGGUUCCACCGUGCUCCCCAAAGCACCCCUCGGUGCAUCCCGACAGUCGACACUGGGCGGCCCUCACCUUCGCGGUGUUGCACGGACACAUCUCCGUAGUGCAGCUUCUGUUGGAUGCCGGGGCCAACGUGGAGGGGGCAGCAGUCCGCAAUGGACAGGAGAAUACAGCAGAUACCCCGCUGCAGCUGGCUUCAGCAGCAGGCAACUACGAGAUGGUGAGUUUGCUCCUGGCACGAGGCGCCGACCCCUUAUCGAAGACUCACGACGGAAACGCCCUCACGUCAUCCCUCUAUGAAGACAUGAACUGCUUCAGUCACGCUGCUGCACACGGACACAGGAACGUGCUGAGAAAGCUACUGACUCAGCCCCAGCAAAUCAAAGAGGAUGUCCUGUCUCUGGAGGAGAUCUUAGCUGAGGGGGUGGAAGAUGAGGUGGCUGGGAUCUGCCCUUUCCUCCCCCUGCCGACCACUCCUAACGGCCCCGCGGCCCUCCCGGAGGUGGGCAUACCGAGACUCUGCAAAGCCAGGAUGAAGGCUCUGCAGGAGGCCAGCUACUACAGCGCCGAGCACGGCUACCUGGACGUCACCAUGGAGCUACGUGCCAUGGGUGUGCCGUGGAAGCUACACGUGUGGCUGGAAUCUCUUCGUUGCGCCCAGCAGCAGUCCAGGGCAGGGGUCACCCUUUCCCUCCUCAGAGAGUUCACCACAAUCCGAGAAGAGGACUACUGCGAGGAGCUGGUCACCACGGGCCUCCCACUUAUGUUCAGUAUCCUGCGUACCACCAAGAAUGAUGCCAUUAUCCAGCAGUUGGCAGCUAUUUUUAGUCACUGUUUCGGCCCUGCACCGCUUCCUGCCGUUCCUGAGAUGAAGGCAACUCUUUCAGCACAGUUGGAUCCUCACUUUCUGAACAACCAGGAGAUGUCAGAUGUGACGUUUGUGGUGGAGGGGAAACCGUUCUACGGACACAAAGUUCUGCUGAUCACUGCUUCUGACAGAUUCAAGUGUCUGCUGGCCUCCUCUGGAACAGACGGAAGCCCCAACAAGGAGAUCGAGAUCAGCGAUGUCAAGUACAACAUCUUCCAGAUGAUGAUGUCAUACCUGUACUGCGGAGGAACAGAGUCGCUGAGAACCAAUGUGCCUGACUUGUUGGAGUUGUUGUCAGCGGCUUGUCUGUUCCAGCUGGGGGCGCUACAAAGACACUGUGAACUCAUCUGCUCUCAGCACAUCAACCUGGACAACGCAGUCGGCAUCUACAAGACAGCCAAGGCGCACAGUUCAGUGGAGCUGGGCUCCUUCUGUGAAAGCUACUUCUUGCAGCAGAUGCCGGCCCUGCUGGAGAGAGAGGGCUUCAGGAGCCUGCUGCUGGGACCCCCCGGAGUCCGACAAGGGAACAGCUCCAUCUCUACGCUGGCUCACAGUCGGGGCGACUCACCUCUGGAGGAGCUGGAGGCGACCCUGGCUCAGCGGAUACGCUCGCUCUACGUCACCUCCAGAGUCUGAGGACGACGCCGCAGACGCUGCGGAGAGAAGACGAGAAUGAACGGAAGAAUGUUGGAGCGACACGGGAUCAGAUGUUUAGGAGGAGUCCACAUGCAGGCGUUUCCCUUGUAAAUCUGAUUCUGUCUUUCUGUUAAGGAGCAACUUCCAAAAGACACUUGAGCAGUUUACUCUCAAGUAAUUCAGUGUUUCAUAUUUUUUGUUGCCAAGCACUCCAUCCUGACAGUUAUCCUGAUGUACAGCAUGUUUAUGAAGAAAGAAAACGGGACGAUGUUCUUUCUCCAGAAGCUCAGGAAGCUCAAACGGAGAAGCAACAGAUGGAUGCAACAAGUGGCAACUCUGAAAAAUGGAACAACACUGCCCUCUGAUGGACAAAACUGGUAAAAAUAAGUAAUUGCCUUGGAGGUUUGGGAUCAGUGGCGGCCUCCUGGUUCUGACUGAAGUAAGGUUACAGACUGAAGCAUCUAUUCAAGAAUCAAGUGAGCUGGACUUUUAAUAAUGCAGAGUGGGAGGAAGGAGUCAGCCUCAGUGCCUCCUACAGUGAUGUAAGCUUUGGAUUAACAAGUGUACUUUUUUUUUUUUUAUGUAACUGUGUUUUUUUUUUUUUUAAAGUAUGACCGGAGAAACAAAACACUUACUGAAGAGUGGGAUGGACAUUUUCUAUUUAAUGAGGAAACAAACAAAAAAAAAAGAUGUGAGAGUAUUUAAUGGGGGUGUUCCCUUUUUAUUUAGUUUUUUUUUUAAUCCAAGCAAAUUAUUAAUAUUAUUGUUUUUAAAAAAGAAAAGGCUUUGGUUGUUUUUCCAGGUACACUCUAACAGUUAACUAAGCUCAUGUAUGCUGAGGUUUAAUGCUUCUACACUGCGGCACAUCCGCAACAACAAAAAGUCUGUUUUAAUGCUGAAUAUUGUAAUAAACCUGGUAAACGAA